AAUUUUAAAUCAAAACAAUAGUGUAGGAUAGUGAAUUAUAACUAGAUCUGUAAUAUCUAGAUUUUGUCUUAUAAAAAACAAUAAUUUAAAUAUGACUUUGUAUUUUGAAAGACCAGUCGUCUUUCCAGAAACAGGUUCUAUAUCUGUGAACAGCGUUUGGCAUUCAAAUACCCCCCUCUUGGCGGUGGCAAGUUUUUCACAAGAUAGGGGAGGAUUUGUUAUCAUUUUUGAUGAGUUGGGAGAAUCGUUGAAAAAUGUCAACUAUCCAGUACAUAGAAGUUUCCAAGUAACUGCUCUUUCUUGGCACCCGAAUAAAAUAAUUCUUGUAACCGGAUGGGAAAACGGUGAACUCAAAAUUUGGAAUGGUUCUGACAAAGAUUUUGCGAAUGUUAUUGGACCUCACAAGGCACCCAUCACCUUUUUGGGAUUUAGCGAGAAAGGAACACGUUUGGUAUCAUGUGAUUCGACAGGAUCAGUUAUUGGUUGGAAAGUGGACAGCCGAGGAGACACUAAUCUUUCAUUUCAUUUGGAUCUUAAGGAGUCUAUCACGCACCUAACUUUUAGACGCACUGUUAAAACUCAUAUCGAAUUUGACGUAGAAGGUCUAGCAAAAGCUGCAGUAAACGGAGACGAACAUGCUCUUGAUAUGUUUAGUAAUUGGAGACCAAAAACUACUGCUAGAAAGUUUAAGGUACAAGAUGGUGCAGAUAAUGUUAACUUUUUCGUCGCUACACAAUCAGGUUCAAUCUACUACAUAAAUACUAGCGGAUCCUGUUCCGAGGUAUUUAACGCAGAGGGUAUUCCCAUGUCUAAUAUAUUAUACCACCCAUCUAAAGAUGCCAUGAUAGUGAUGAUUGAGGGUUUUACUAUAUGUUAUUUUUCUGUGGAUUAUCAGGGACAUUUGUCAGAAUUGGCGAAAGUAAAACUAAGUGGAAGAGUCCAAACUCGAAAUGUCGGAAGUCAGGGAAUCACAUGGGCUGGUAGUAGCUGUUUGGCUAUUUUAACAGGUGAUUUAACAGUUCGUGUUUGGGAUAUAGAAACAAAUGACAACUAUGUUCUACCUACUCAAAUGAAAUUAUACGACACGCAAGAUAAAUACCACACUGUUAAUGAGAUAUUUACCUGUAUAGCAUAUUGUACAUUGAACCAAACACUUUGUGCUGGCACAAACAUCGGCCGAGUGUAUUUUUGGGGUAAAAAACAUAAUUUUACUGAUCUCGAGAAUCCCGAGGAUGUUUGGGAUCUAAAUAAUGUUAAUUCAAUAAGCGGCACUAUAAAACAGGUGAUCUGGGGUUCGCAAAUGCUCAGACUACCUUUACUUAGCGUCAACUGCGUUACUUCAGUCUACAUAAUGAAAGAGCAGAGCAUUUGCAGCACAUUUUCGGAAAAAAUUUGGGCAACGCAAAAAACUUCGAGUCAAGUGCUGGUUGAGAGUGACAAAGGAGAUUUUUUAUUACAAUUAGAUUCUCAAGUUACUGAUAUGUCGAUUUCUGAGGAGAUUUUAGCUUUUACUGAUGGAAGAAGUAUUCAAUGUUAUGAUAUUGUUUGGGACAGUGUUAAUAUUGACAGGGUUGAAAGUUCUUUAAACGAAGGAGGUAAUAAAGAUUUUUCGGUUCGUCGUUUGUCUACUUUUACCGCUGAGAGGGACUCGAUAAUAGUUUAUCACAAGAAUAUAAUAGCGAUGGACGCAAAAUCGAUUUCGAUUUUUUCUACAAUGGGAUCAAUAUUGUUUACAAUAGCUGCUGGUAUGAAUGAGGGUGAAAAUAUCGGCAUGGAUGUCAGCUCCAAUUACUUGACAAUAUUCACUAUGGAGGGUUUCUUGAAGAUCCAUGAUUUAUCAGUAGAUCCUCCGAAACUUCUAACUUCAGUUCGCAACAUGUACGACAUGGUGCCGGAUUUCGGGGAAAUAAUCUUGGCAAAAACGAACUCUAGCGGCACUAAGGUAGCUUUUACAUUAGCAGCAGCGAAUUUAAUACCUGAUGGUAAACUGUACGUUUGGGAUAUAGAAAGCGACACAGUUACCUUCUAUGAUUUUAGAAAAUACGAUUCUUUGGAAAACCAUAAAAUCGAGAACGAAGAAGAAUCUCAAGAAAAGACCAAAGCUGAACAGAAAAUGGACGAUAACUGUAAGAAUAGGAUUCCUGUUGGAUUUUGUUGGGAUGAAAAGGAUUCGAGGUUGCUCAUUUGUAGUGCGAGAAAGUUGAAGAGGCUAGUACAGAAAAAGGGAUUUCUUGCAAGGACAAAAUCAGAUGAAAAGAAAAACCUUUCGGACGAAGACAGCAUUCUAAUAACGAUGUUUGUUUCUCCCGAAAAUAGCAUCAGACUUCACGAUAUCAAACCAACUGAUCUAGAGAUAAAACUUCUAGCGUGUGUUGCUCCUUUUAUAGUGUCAGUGCAAAAGCUAAGCAUAGUCAGAGAUAUUAUGAGUGACUUUGUGGGUCUGGAAAAGUGUGACGGUGCUACCAGCAAAGCUGUCCUGGAUUUUAGUUACCAUUUGUCUUUAGGUGAUAUGGAUGCAGCUUUCAAAUCAAUAAAAUUAAUACAGAGCAAAGGUGUUUGGCACAGUUUAGCAAAAAUGUGUGUAAAAACAAAACGACUAGAUGUCGCUAGUGUUUGUUUGGGGCAUAUGGGAAAUGCUGGUGCAGCUAGAGCUUUGAGAUUAGCUGUUGCUGAUGAUUCUCUAGAGUUAGAAGCCAAAGUUGCCUUAUUAGCCGUACAUCUAAAUAUGCCGGAUGAAGCCGAACAGUUGUACAUCCAAUGCGGCCGUUAUGAUCUACAAAAUAAACUCUUGCGUAGUAGAAAUAAAAUGGAUGCAGCCCAUGCGGUAUCCGAGUCGAAGGAUAGGAUUAACCUUAGAAACACUGACCAUACUUGGGCGAAGAUGCUGGAACAGGCAGGAGAUUUUAAAGAAGCUGCAGCUAGAUACGAGAGGGCUAACACGCACCUAUACGACGUUCCCAGAAUGUUGAGCGAUCAUCCGCAACAGCUGCAAGCUUAUAUGAGCAAAACGAAGGAUAAGGAAAUGUUAAAAUGGUGGGGACAAUACGUUGAAUCACAAGGCGAUAUGGUUUCGGCUCUAAAAAUAUACGCGAAUGCAGGCGACAUCUAUUCGCAAGUGCGUGUACUAUGUUUUAUGGGUAAGGAAACGUUAGCUUCCGAACUAGCUCGGGGAAAUAUGCAAGAUAAGGCUGCACUUUAUCAUAUGGCUCGAUAUUAUGAGACCGUUGGAAACUUCGAAGAAGCUAUCAAUAUGUUCACGAAAGCUACAGCCUAUUGUAACGCUGUAAGAUUGUGUAAAGAAAAUAAUAUGAUAGACGAACUGUGGAAUCUAAGUAUCGUAGUGUCCAAUAAAGAGAAAGUUCAGAUUGCUAAAUACUUUGAAGAACAAGGUGAUCUUGAAAAAUCUGCAAUGUUAUAUCACAGAGGAGGAAUGUUACACAAAGCUAUUGAUUUAGCAUUCAGAACUAAGCAAUAUGAUAUCCUUCAAGAAAUUGCUUCUGAACUAAAUGCUGAUUCGGAUCCUUCACUGGUUCAAAAAUGCGCUGAAUAUUUCAUCGAUAAUGAACAAUUUGACAGAGCUGUCGAUCUUCUAGCCAUAGUUAAAAAGUAUACAGAAGCCAUUAAUUUAUGCAUGAAACAUAACGUCCAACUUACCGAAGAUCUCGCAGAAAAGCUAACACCAUCUAAGGACCUGGUUGAUGAAGAUACCAGAGAAACGGUUUUGGAAACUUUAGCUGAGAGUCUUAUGGUUCAAGGAAACUAUCAUCUAGCGACAAAGAAAUUUACUCAAGCUGGUGAUAAGAUAAAAGCCAUGAAGGCUUUAUUGAAAUCAGGAGAUACCGACAAAAUAAUAUUCUUCGCAGGAGUUUCUCGUCAAAGAGAAAUCUAUAUCAUGGCUGCCAAUUAUUUGCAAUCAGUAGAUUGGCAGAACCAUCCCGAAAUCCUUAAGAAUAUAAUAACUUUUUAUUCAAAGGGUAAAGCACUGGAUUUAUUAGCCAAUUUCUACGUCGCUUGUGCUCAGGUGGAAAUUGACGAGUUUCAAAACUAUGAAAAGGCUUAUGGAGCUCUUACAGAAGCUUCCCGAUGUUUGCAGAAAAUAACAGAACCCAGAGAUCCUAAGCAAAUACAGAGGGCAGCUGAUAUUGUACAACAAAGAAUCACGUUGGUAAAGAGAUUUGUUGAUAUUAGAAAAUUGUUCGAAAGAGGCGAUGGGCAAACCGCAAUCACACAAUGUCAACAACUCCUAAUGACAGCUGGAAAUGAUUUAGAAGUUGCAGUACGAAGAGGUGAUGUUUAUUCAAGUAUGAUCCAAUACCUCGUAAAAUCCGGUAACUACUCAGAAGCGAAGCAAUACUUUGUGGAACUUCGCCAUUUAUUGGAGCAAAGUGGCAAUACUCCUAUAACUUAUUAUAUAACUAAUGAAGUCCUAGAAGGAUUAGCAAAUGGUCUUAGCAUUCCCGUGGCUCAAUUAUUGCCUAAAUCAACUAAAAUGCGUGUAGCGUCAGAAGGAGAUGGAGAUGAUGUAGAAGAAGUCGUUGAGGAAUAAAUCGUGUCUAGAUACACUGUUAUAAAAAAUAUAUAGUAUGGUGAUAUUGUUUCGCUCAAAAGACUGACCAACAACUAACAAUCUUUGUCAAGUAGUAAUAGUAAUUAAUCUUUGUUAAUUAGUAAUAGUAAUAUACUUGAGCGUUAGAGUGAAGUUAAAGCCCUGUCGUUUGAUUUAUCCUAUUUAAUGAUUCGAUAGUAAAGAUUCCAUGAAAGGCAAGCCACGUAAGUAUGCUAAUAAAGGAAAUAAAUCAGUCUUGUCUGUAUUCAUGUUUAUCUUGGGUAAAUUAUAUAAGUACAACCGCAAAAAAUUAUUGAUUUUAUGUGUAGUCAUAACUACGCUAAAGUUAAAAAAUCACAACGGUUAAAAUAAAAUA
Molecule: messenger RNA, 4922 nt
Organism: Diabrotica balteata
Lineage: Eukaryota; Metazoa; Arthropoda; Insecta; Coleoptera; Chrysomelidae
Source: the annotation of a GenBank genome assembly